This is a messenger RNA of Tetrahymena thermophila SB210, 1509 nucleotides long. RefSeq names its product tubulin/FtsZ family, GTPase domain protein. NCBI's taxonomy places the organism in Eukaryota, Ciliophora, Oligohymenophorea, Hymenostomatida, Tetrahymenidae. Gene Ontology annotation, biological process: mitotic cell cycle; microtubule cytoskeleton organization. Gene Ontology annotation, cellular component: cytoplasm; microtubule. The transcript has 5 exons. Gene Ontology annotation, molecular function: GTP binding; structural constituent of cytoskeleton. The record is from RefSeq and is a predicted model, not a curated record.
AUGGGUUCUCUAUUAAUAGAUAUAGGUUAAUGUGGAAACUAAAUCGGAUUAUAACUAAUUGACUAUUUCGAAAGUACUUCACAUAAUUAUGAAGACACUUAUUUGAAGAAUUCAGAUUAAAAUACUUUUCAUUCAAUUCAUAUUGACACAGAACCUAAGAUUAUAAAGCCUUUAAUAGAAAAUAGAAAAAAAUAUUAUAAUAUCGAUCCUAAAAAUGUACUCUUUUUUCAACAUGGAAGAGGAAAUAACUGGAGCUUAGGGUAUAUGGAUGAAUAAAAACUAUAAAACUAAGUAAAAAAGAAUAAUAAACCUUUAACAUUUAAUAAAUUCACUGAAAGUUAGCCAUAUCAAUUAAGCUAAAAUACUGCAUCAUUAAACAAUAAUUCAGAUUUGUUGCAAAUAGGUCUAAAAGGAAAUAACCAAGAAAUAAUUCCUUCUUAGUAAAUGCUUAAGGAAAAUACUUAAAUUUUAGAAAAUUUAAUUGAUAUCAUGAGAAAGGAAAUUGAAAAAAUCGAUUAUUGCAUGGGAAUACAUAUGAUUAGUAGUUUAGGCGGAGGAACAGGAAGUGGACUUGGAAGUCGAUUGAUUGAAGAAUUUAGAGAUUUAUUUUCUGAUAUUUAAAUAAUAAAUACAGUUGUUUUCCCUCAUAAAUCAGGUGAAACAACUUUACAGCAUUAUAAUUGUGCUUUGUCUCUUGCACACCUAUAAAAAUAUUCAGAUUGCAUUAUUUAUUUCUAAAACGAUAAAGUCAACUCCUAUCUUAAUCUUGCAAGAAGUUCUUCUGUUGAAAAGGCUAUAGAUUUAACUAACAUAAACUAAUAUAUUGCUUCUAAUUUAUUUAACUUACUUAAGCUGAACGAUUAUUCUAAUUUUGAUAGAUUUUAUUUUGAUAUUUUACUGGAUGCAGCACCUAUGGAUGAUUUUAAAUUUGUAGAAGUAUUUUCGACUCCUUACUAUUUCAAUAAGACAUUAAGUACAGGACCUGAUUGCCAUUGGGAAAAAGUUAUUGACAGCGUUUUGAGCUAAGUAAAUAUAGAAGAUAACUUUAUUACUUAGAAUAUUUCGACAAAGGAGUCAGAAGUAAAUGAAAUAGAGAAUUUGUUAAAAGGAAAUAAAGAACAAAUCAAAGAUGUAUCGCUGUCUGUUCAGACAAUUUUUAGAAGUUUUGAUGUAACCAAAUCAAUCAAGGGUAAUGAGUCUGCUUUAAAAUCAAUAGACAAAAAAAUGCAUUAAACAUUUAACCCUGUCAAAUGGAAUCCUGAUUGCUUUAACUAUGAAUUUAUUGAAUAUAAGCUCAAAGAUUCUUGUGAUAAUAAAAUGAUGCUAACAGUAGCCAAUAGAUCAACAAUUGCAAAUGUUAUUUAAAAUAUAAAUGAAACUGCUUAUUCUAAAUUUAAAGCAAGUGCUUAUCUUCACUCAUAUUAUUAAUAUGGAAUGGAAAAGGCUGAUUUUGAAGAAGCAUUACUUACUCUCGAUAAUAUAUAUGAUAAUUACUCUAACUUAAAAUGA